AUGGUGCACACAAAAUCUGACCAGCUGGAGUACUUUACGAACAGCAAGAACCAGAACAAAAGAUUCUUUUGUCAGCCUGCGCUGAGCUUAUUUGAACACUUUAUAGUCUAUCAAACAAUUCCUCAUGAGAGGUGCGAUAUUGUUAAUUCACUAGAUAAGUAUUUUCAUAAAGACAUGCCAGAGAAAAGUGAAACUCAGGGAUUUACGCCAAGCUUAUUUAAAGUGGUUGAGGCUUCAUGGAUAACAGAGCAUGCUGAGGAAGAGGAUGAUUGUAGCAGAAAAACAGAAUUCCCCAGUUUGAAUGAGUAUGAAUUGGCGUAUUAUGACAUAUGGCAGCUGAACUUCAUAAAUACAUUACUGCGUCAUCAAGUAGAUGUAAGCCAGUACCUUGCUAUACUCAGACAAGUUACGUGUUUAAAACUAACAAAGUUGUACGACCAUAAAAGUACUUUGGAGGGAGCACUGAAAAUAUUGAAAAGGCAUGCCUCUAUUUCCACUGCAUGCCAUAAUCUUGUUGGCAUAAGACAGAACGAGUUUUUGUUUUUUAAGGACUAUGUCAAGGCAGUGACUGCAAAUGUAGACAACCAAAAUAGAAUAGAAUUAAUACCUAACAACAUGUAUAAAACCACACUCCACCAGCAGAUAGAGGCAGGCCUUUGUCUGGCAACAAAGCAAUGGAUUCAUGAGAAGAGCAUGCAGGGCAUGCGGUGGAACAAAAUUAUGGAGUUCAUUGACUGCAAAGAGAACUUCAUUUCCACCACUAUUAUAAAAGAGCGGGAGUUAAAGUAUCAGAUAAGCAAGGUCCAAGUGCCCACUCAAGAGAGUGAAGAUUCGUAUGUUAAGAUAGAAACCAGCACGCAAGAGAUAAAGGAUGAUAUACCAGAGACCAGCAAGCCGAUCUCAAAGGAUACACCGCCCACUGAAACCGGCAUGUAUUGCACACACCACAGAAUAAACACGCACGAUUCAAUCGAUUGCUAUGCACUGAACAGCAGAGCAAAAAAGCCGCAGGCACCUCCAGAGAGUACAUUUAGUAAGCCGCAGAAGUCUAUUACUUGGACAAGCACACAGAGGCCUGUUUUAAGUGGAACCUUCCCUGCACAGCAGAAUGAUGAAGACAUAGGAAUACCGCAUGCGAGAGGCGUAAUAAAUGGAGUGAGCGUGCUUUUCAUGCUAAACGCAGGAGUAGAUGUAAACAUUAUGACAACUACGGCCCAAAGUUUACUAAACCUGCCAGAUCUGUUUGAUGGAAAGGGCAAAAGAACCAUUCAAAGUGUAACAGGCCCAGUAGAACUAUCCUCAAUGUAUACGCAGGCAUUUAUACAGCUGUCAAUAUACAGCCAGUGCCAGUCCACACAGAAGUUCAUGCUAUACCCAAGUAAGGAAAUAAGAAUAACUUUAGGCCUCCCAUGGAUACGAAGCAACUACACAAUAUACUUACUCCAUUUGAUCCCACAGGAAAAGAGAAGAGAAGUUAUAUCCAGUCUGUUAAAGCAUCAAAUAUCUAUGAUAUAA
Nematocida parisii ERTm1 is the source of this 1515-nucleotide messenger RNA. RefSeq lists its product as uncharacterized. Bases 1 to 1515 code for a protein of 504 amino acids. The transcript has a single exon. The record is from RefSeq and is a predicted model, not a curated record. Lineage: Eukaryota; Fungi; Microsporidia.